AUGGUUACAUCAUUGGAUUUUGGAUUUGUGAGUCUACCCAAGUCUCAGCUCCCGCCAGAGAAACACAUCUUCAUGGCCUUCCUUCAUUUCCCAAGGUUAUCCUCUUCCCUUUCCACACUCUCCUCUCCAUCAUUCUCUCGUCGCGCUUCACGCACCUUCAACACCCUCCUACACCCACCACCAAAUUCCACACCCACAACUUCACAACCAAACCAAGUAUCCACAGUAACCCCUAAUCCUGAAACCCUAUCUCUUGAAAAACUCUUCGUUCCUCCAAACACCCAUGUCACUCACGAAAACGCAAGAAUCUUGAACGGUUCUAAUAUACUACUCAGCAAUUACGCCACCGGUGCGAAAAUUAUACAAGCUGAUUUUGUUAAAAGCAGCCCUGGAACUGAAGAUUGUCCUUCCGAUGGUCUUCCCGAGUUUGCGCUUGUUGGGAGGUCCAAUGUCGGGAAAUCGUCGCUUCUUAAUUCUAUUGUGCGACGCAAAAAUCUUGCUUUGACUUCGAAGAAACCUGGGAAGACGCAAUUGAUUAACCAUUUUCGUGUGAAUGAUAGUUGGUACUUGGUUGAUUUGCCUGGUUAUGGGUAUGCAUCUGCGCCUCAUGAACUUAGAAUGGAUUGGGCGGAAUUCACCAAAGACUUUUUACUGAACCGGUCAACAUUAGUUUCGGUUUUCCUUCUAAUAGAUGCUAGCAUUCCUGCUAAAAAAAUUGAUCUUGAGUAUGCCAGAUGGUUGGGUGAGAAUCAGGUUCCAAUGACAUUAAUCUUCACCAAAUGCGACAAACGGAAGAAGACAAAGAAUGGAGGCAAAAGACCUGAAGAUAAUGUCAAUGACUUUCAGGAGUUGAUUCGCAGCUCCUUCGAAACUGUGCCUCCAUGGAUCAUGACCAGUAGUGUAACCCAUCAGGGCCGUGAUGAGAUUCUCCUCCAUAUGGCCCAACUCCGGAACUACUGGCUCAAGCACUAG
Messenger RNA from Lathyrus sativus (Indian pea), 972 nucleotides. NCBI's taxonomy places the organism in Eukaryota, Viridiplantae, Streptophyta, Magnoliopsida, Fabales, Fabaceae. The record is from the annotation of a GenBank genome assembly.